Messenger RNA from Coccinella septempunctata (seven-spotted ladybird), 2222 nucleotides. Its product is annotated as armadillo repeat-containing protein gudu-like. The record is from RefSeq and is a predicted model, not a curated record. Gene Ontology annotation, molecular function: protein binding. The transcript is spliced from 8 exons. Lineage: Eukaryota; Metazoa; Arthropoda; Insecta; Coleoptera; Coccinellidae. The coding region runs from base 159 to 2165 and encodes 668 amino acids.
AAUUCCAAUAAGUCAUAUAACUGUCAUGAUUUUUUGUAUUUUUGUGAGGAUAUUCUCAUUUUGGAAAAAAGCUUUUUUUUUGGAAUUUUGUAGCUGCCAGAAUAUUUUCAUAUAUUUACCUUUUUUUCUGAGACACACAUUUUUGUGCUUUUCACAACAUGAGUGAGGAGAAUUCAGGAUCAAACACGAGUAUCGACAACUUGAAACCGAAGGAAGUUUAUGUUGGGGAAGAAACAGACAGUGAAGAAUCCACUGGGUCUAGUGGCUCUACAGAUGAUGAGGUUGAAACACAAAGACCAAAUUUUGAAUGCCCUCCAGAGUACUGGCACAUACAGAAACUGAUGAAAUAUUUGAAAACAGGAAAUCAAACAGCUACAGUAGUGGCAUUAUGCUGUUUGAAAGAUCACGACUUAUCAGAAGAAGUCAAUCAGUUUGCCAUUCAGGACAUGGGAGGUCUAGAAGUCCUGAUUAAUCUCCUGGAGACGCAAGACAUAAAGGCCAUAAAGCUAGGGGCUCUCAGCAUCCUCUCAGAUCUCUCCCAAAGUGAAAACUUGAGGAGGGCAAUCGUUGAUCUUGGCGGAGUACCACAACUAGUAAAGAACCUGGUAGAUCCAGCUGGAGAUGUCCGCAUCCUGAUAGGACAAACUCUCUUUCAUCUGGCGAGACUGAAGAAAGCAAGGAAAGAUCUACGUCAUUGGGGUGGUAUACCUCUUCUGGUAGAUCAGUUGGACGUUCCGGAUAAACUCCUACAAACGAAUAAAACCGAUUUGAAUCCUGACGACCUGGAGAUUCUGUUGAUAGCCGAGUCGGCUGCUAAAGGCUUAUGGUCUGCUUCGAAGAGCAAGAAGAACAUGAUGGUCAUGAUGAACACUGGAAGUGUACCACUUUUGGCCAAACUCAUAGCAUCAGUACAUAUGGAUGUCAUCAAGGCGGCUAUGGGCACAUUAUCACAGUGUGUAAUUGAGCCAGGUUUCCAGUUGGCUGUGCAGACUGAGGGUAUGGUGAAGAACAUAGUGAAGCUUCUAGUCAAUGAGGAUGAUAUCGAAUUGAAGACUUAUUGCUGUGAUACCAUAUUCCAUUGUGGUGAAGAUCCAAUCACUAGAGACAUGGUACGUGAGGCAGGUGGCUUGGAUAUCUUGGUGAAGACAAUCAACGACCCUAAUAAUAAGAAAAUCAAGACGCUUAUGGCCGCUGCAACUGGAGCUGUUUGGAAAACAGCAAAGUCUCCUGAGAACGUAGAGCGUUUCAACGCCCUUAGAGCAGUUGAGAUUCUGACCAAACUUCUUGAGGAUGUGGACGAAGACGAACGUGUCCUAUCGAACGUAGUAGGUGCCCUAGGAGAAUUCGUUAAGAUUCCGAAAAACAGGGAUAUAGUUCGAAGAACUGGAGGAAUUCCACUUAUGAUCAAUUUGCUGAAUUACACUUAUCGUCCUCUGCUAGAAAACCUAGCCAUGGUGUUGAAGGAAUGCGCCGAAGAUGAGGAUUCCAUGGCUGUUAUAGAGGACAACGAUGGUGUCAGACUUAUCUGGUCCCUCCUGAAGAAUCCGGCGGAAAGUGUUCAGUCAAACGCUGCCUGGUGUUUGGUACCUUGCAUAAGAAACGUCCCAAAUUCAGGCGAGAUGGUGAGGAGUUUCGUUGGUGGCUUAGAGCUGAUGGUUAGACUGUUGGAAUCCGACAGUCCUGAGGUACUAUCAUGCGUAUGCGCAGCCAUAGCUGAAAUAGCUCAGGACAUAGAGAACUUGGCCGUCAUAUCCGACCAUGGAGUGGUGCCUUUAUUGGUUGAUUUGGUGAAAACUGCAAAUCCCAUGUUGAGACAGCACUUAGCUGCAGCUAUAAGUAGAUGCUGCGCCUGGGGCAUCAACUGCAAACUCUUUGGAAGGUUAGGAGCCAUAACACCUCUGGUGAGUUUCAUGGCAGAAGGGAGUCCAGAGGUUCAACGUACUACAGCCAUGGCUCUGCAUGCCUUGUCAGAGAACCAGUUCAACUGCAUAACCAUGCACGAGAGCGGUGUCGUUAAGUUUUUGCUGAAGGCUGUGGGUUCCAAGGACCAUAUUUUACAAGAAGCAGCUGCUGGUUGUCUGUCUAACAUAAGGAAACUGGCUCUGGAUGCGGAAACUAAACAUCUGAUCAAGAAAAAGGAGAUAGAAUCCGAUGAAGAGAAUUGAGAUCAUCAAAACGAAGUUGAAUGUAUAAUAUUAAGACUAUUAAAAGAAAUCAAGGUA